CGCCUCCUCAGGCUGAAGGAGCCGCGCGCUGUCAUGUCGCUGUCGCGGCCCUGCCCGCGCCCGCCUCCCGCGGACCCAAAGCGCGGGGCUCCCGGCGGGAAGCGGCCCCGCCUGGGGGAGCCGGGCUGGCGGCUGCCCGCCGUGCGGCCCCCGUCCGAAGCGGAUCGCGCGUGGGUGUGGCCGUCCCGCGAGCCUCCCCUCGUCCUGGCCGCCGGGCUUUGGGGCGGCGGCGCGGCUGAGGCGACUCCGGCCCCCGCGCGUCCCCGCUGUACGCAGCCGCCGCCCGACGAGGAGGAGGAGGUCGGGGGCGCGGCCGAGCGCGCGCCGGGCUCGGGGGGCGCCGCGGCCCGGGGCGGUGAGGAGGAGACCGCGGGGCUGGAGAGCCGCGCCGCUGGGGCGCGCGCCCGGGAGCGGGAGCUGCGGGCCGGGCCGGAGCGUCUAGCCGCGGGAAGGGGCUUCUCGGGGUCUCGGGAGAGCGCCCGCCGCUCGCUCCGCCGCCGGAGGGUUUCCGAGCGCCGGGCAGCGCGGGGCCCCGCCGGACGGGGCUGCUGGGUUGUGGAGAGCGGCGAGGCUGACGGGGAAAGGGUGGAAAGAUCUGGAGAAAAGCCGAGUUUGCUGCAGUUACAAGCAACAGACCCUUUGGGCGAGGCAGAGGGUCGCAGUGUGAAAGCCCCGAGAGUGCAGGAGCGGUUAGCGCCCCUGAGAGUGCAAGAGCUGGGUAGCCCGAACAUGCGAAUGAAUAUCGCUUGGCUGAACAGUAAAGGCGAAAAUGAUAAUGUGCUACAAAUAAGCUACCACACCAUGGAAAAAGAUUUCCAUGUACGCAACAUUUUCCAAAGUAUUAUUACAGAAAGUUUUCAUUUCCGUAAAAAUAUUUUAAGAAACCAAAGGCAUAAUAGAAUUUUAAGCUGGUGUCAAAUUUUGCAGUGCAAAAAUCAAAUUGGUGUUAAUCUAAUCAGGAGUAUCAAUGUCAAUAUAAAGAAUGACAUUUUAAGCAAAUAUGUACAAACCAGUGUUUCAGAACACUUAAAUAUUUUUGCAACAUACAUAGCUUAUAUGUUCAACAACUUUAAUUCUUUAGCCAGAAUUGAAGAUGAUUCUGAAUUAGAGGAGGGAUACACUCUGAAAUGGAUUGUGCAUUUGAACUAUUCAAAACGUAUUACAGUGGAAGGUUAUACUGUAUAUAUAAUUAGGACUGUAAGUUUUUCAAAAUGUUUAGAAGAUAUGAAACCUGUGUUAAACAAAAGAAAGCCUAUAUUUGAAACCCAACAAAUUUUUGAAUGGUCUAAGAAAGAAAACUUUGAUUCUUUUAGUGCAACACCUAAGAAUGUGUAUUUUCCAAUUUUCAAAGUAUGUGGGAAAAUUCCUUUUUUAAUGGGCUUUGGUGACAUGGCAGGACUUUCUUUGAUAAAGAAGUCUAGUUAUAAGAAUAUGAGUUGGUUUGAACAACACAUGAAUGUAGAUGUCUGGGUUUACUGCAACUUUAUUACUGUUAAGACACAUGUGAAAUCUGGUCCUCAGUUUAUACAGGAGUACCAUGGACUUAUUAGUGGAAAAUGUCGUGAAAUAAACAUGCACAACCAGGAUUUAGGGGAUAAGAGAAAACAGGCUCCUAAGAAGGUCAGUACCUUUAAUUCUAAGCAUACACUUGAAGGUUCUUUUAGUGUUAGACAACAGUCUACACUGGGAAACCAAAAUACAGUACAUAGUCUAGCAGUCAAUAGCAUGAUUGUAAAUCAGAUGCUGAAUUUUGAGAGCUUGCAAAAUGAAAUGGAAAGACCCAAACAUGACUUUAUUUUGAAGGAAGUAAAAGUCACAGCACAGAGUUCAAUAAAUAGUUGCCAAGUUUGUAUUAAGAUAGAAAAGGAAGAAAAUAGGUUUUCCCCAAAGACUGGCAUGCUUUCUGUUCAGUUACUUUCGCGGAGUAAGAAAGUAAAUAUGAAGGAAACUAAAUCUGUUAAUCAAAAUAACACAGCGAACAAAAGUGAAUACGAGAGUAUUUUGCAAGAAAAUGAGUUAGCUAAUUCAAAGCAUUUUCAUCCAAAGAGUGAUGCUACAUUAUAUGUUAAUCAGCAAGUUGAAACUGAUUCAAAUGAAGGGAACAAUGAACAUUUUGAGAAUUUAACUGCAAAAUGUUUAUCAACAGAAGCUUUGAAAAUAGCAAAAGACUUUGAGAUGAAGAGUAAAUUUGAUUUGGUGCUUAAAGAGCUUCGUAUGUUUCAUGAAAUUAGUAAGGAAAAUGAAACUUCAACCAUCGUGGAAACAAACAAUGGGCAACAAAAUUACUUUGAAGAAAGUAAUGAUAAGGAGGCAAAAAUGGAGAUACAAAAACAUUUGAAAUUGGUUACAGCUGACAGAGAAUGUGUGCCUCCUUUGCCCAGUGAUACAAUGGUAGGCCCUCAUUUUGAUAGAAGACACCAAAGUUUAUUUAAGUGGAAAACUGUACCCUGUAAUGGGGAACAGGAAGUUCCCAGUGUGUACUGCUGUCCUAGAACAGUGGAGGAAGAAAUACUCUGCUCUAUUUAUGAGCAAGAUGGUAAAAAUUCUUUUCAUAAAGAUCCUGCUCUAUUCCCUGGUGAAUAUGUGGAAGGAAAAUUUAAUUAUUUAUCAAAUAGAGUUUUCAGGACUCUGAAUAAUUACCAGAAGGCAUCCUUGCCAUGGUUUGAAGAGCUACAUUACAGCAUCAGCCUGAGGCCACACAGGGCCACCUGUUUGGAACUCUGAACCAGGGAUGGUGGUGUUGGAGACUUCUGCCUCCCUGAUCUGAACCCAGAUGUUAUCAUUAGAGGAGCUUGUGAUCUUGUUGCUGAGAAUGGCUGAAGUUUACUUUAGGAGAGCUCUGAUCCUCACUCUGAGCAUCACUUAUGGCUCCAGAGAGGAAGCUGUGUGCUGUUCAAUCUCCAGCAGAAACUUGUCAUGCUUGCUUCCUGACAUGAAAUUGGCUGUUUUCAUCAUUGGAGCUCAGAACCUCAUUAUCAUUGUGGUACUUUUGGGGGCCCUGGUCUUUACUUUGAGCAUUGCUUCUUUACACUACUCAACAACCCUCAGUCUUUUGACACAGAUCCUUCAUCCCAACAGUAUAGACUGCUCACUGUUCUGUGAGCCUUUCCUCUGUGGAUCUGUGAAAUAGACUUGCAUGAAUCAUUGGCAUGCACUCUAUGUUAUCUAGUAUCUGCACUCAUGCAGGUUAUUGCCAUGAGAUCCAGGCCCUUGGCAGGAUUUUCUAUGUCAUUAGUGUUGUAAACUGAUUGCCUGUAAUUUCUUUGUAUUUGGCUCCUUGGGCAACCAUUACAAAUAAUACUCUAAAUUACGUGCCCUGUAUGUAAUUGUUCUCCUAAACAUUGACUACAAUGUUAUGUUAAAAGACAUAAGGAAGACACAGGAAGGAAUGUUUCCUCUCAUAGGUGGAAGUGACAAUCAAUCUGAAUGUAGAAUAGUGAUUUAUUAGAUAUUGGAAAGCAGACCAUAUUUGAAUAGUGCAUUCUGUAGGCCAGUAUUGAAAUAUCACACUGGAACACAUUGAUAUGUACAAUUAACACAUGUUAAUAAAAAUUUAAAAAUUAAAAUCAACCAAAGAACAAAUUGGCUAAAAUUUAAGGGAAAUGUCAUAUUUGGAUGAUUAUUAAAGUGAUUUUAAGAACUAUGAUUACUAUAUAUUUCACUUAAAUCAUACUUAUUGGUUUCACUCUUGUUUGAAAAGUGUGUGAGCUAGAGCAGAAUAUAUUAUAGUAACCCACUUUGAUUUCCUGUUAACUUGAUUUGAAGCCAUGUAUUGCUCUUCUCAUCUUGUUUUGACUGAUUUUACUCUAUUCUGUUUUGCUUGAUAGUAUCAAGUUUGAGGGUAUAGGCAACUACUUUGAAGACAAUAAGAUUCACUAUGAUGCCAUUCUGGUUUGACUAUUAUCUUCUUGUGAAGUCCUGUAACGUCUUCAAUGUUUUGGUUUUAUUGGUUUUGUUCUGUACUGUUUUGUUCAAUUUUAUUAUAAAUGAUGAUAUAGGCGAUUCUUUUUAAGAUAGCAAGAGACAUUAUGGUAACCAUUGUUGAUCACUUUGUAUUCUGUUUUUAUAUAAUGUACUAUGUCCAUCCUUUUGAUUUGACUGACUCUGUUCUGUUAUGUCACAUUUGGUUUUAUUCUCUUCAAAAAACAAGUAAUAAGAACUGUUGGAGCAAUAAAACCCAAAAUGUGUUUUAAAAAAGAGUGGAAAAGAAAGUGCUCUAAAGGCUAUAACUGCAUGUAUAUUUAAGUGUAUAAGAUAGAUAACCAUAUUACUGAGUUUUUGUUGGAUCAUUGAGCAGAAAUGUUUGCAGCCUCACUGUUUGAAUGUCCACUUUGUGUGCUUUAAUUUUGUAACUUGAACAACUAUUUCUAAGAUGACAAUAUGUAAUCUAUUAACUAGUGAUUUCCUAAUGUAUAUUUUUUGAAAUUCUGUAUUACUUGUACCUUUUUUCUGUGUUUUUUUUCCUUAAAUAAAAUUAAAAAAAUAAAGUGUGAACUAGGUAUUUUACAAUAAGUAUUUAUGAUGUGUGAACUAGGUAUUUUACAAUAAGUAUUUAUGAUAUUAUGUAAUUAUUGAUUUUGUUAGGUACAUAACUUCAUGGGGUUAUAUAAAGAACAAAAGUUCAUUUAUCUGAAAUAAUUUGUAGACUGAAAUGGAAAGACAUAGAUUAUUUCAUUUGAAAUAGUUCAGAAACAAAAGGAAGGGAAAUCUAAAAAUAUUUAAUUAAAAGGACUAAAUAAAGAAUAGAAAGGUAACUAUCAGAAAACAAACGCAUUUUGGAUAAUGCUGAUACAAAUUAUUAAUUGCUAUUGAAGCUAUAUGUACAAGGACAAUUAUUUUAGUUAAAUUAUUAUGUUGGACAUUAUCCGUGAUAAAUUAUAAAAAAAAAAAAACAGCCAACCAAACAACAAUUUUCUCAAGCCUCAAUUUCAGAAAUCAUGAUUUAAAUUUGGGUGUGGUGACACAUGCCUACAAUCUUAGCACUUGGGAGGCUGAGGCAAGAGGAUCACUGCUAUUUUGAGACCAGUGUGGGCUAUAAAAGUGAGCUCAAGGCCAGCCUGAACUGCACAGUGAGACCCUGUUUCAGAAAGAUUAAAAAAAAUCAUGAUUUAAUUGAUCUGUAACAAAAUCUAACUGAAUUUCUAAUACUUAAAAUUGUUAAUUUCUUUAAUUUUUUUAAAUCUUAAAAGAGAUUUAAGGAAGACUUCACUAGAUAUUUUUAACUGAUUUUUUUGCUUGAAAUAACUUUAGAUUCACUUACAGUUGUCAGAAUAAUGCAGGUAUAUUCUUUGUUCUUUACUCAGUUUUCUUUAUUUGCAUUAUAUUGCAAAUGUACAGUAUAGAAUUACAGCCAUUACAUUUGUAUUGAUAUCAUCCAUACACUUAUUUCCAUCACAUUAGGAUCACCCUUAUUAUAGUCCUUCACCAUCAUCCUCACGCUCAACAUUUACAAUCUCUAACAUAUUGUUAGUUUCUCUAGUGUUGCCAUGUCAAGAAUGUUAUAUAAGUGGAAUAAGACAUUGUUAAUUUGGGGAGGAUUAAUGGUUUCAUUAAUCACUUGAACAUUUAUCCAGAUGGAUGAAUUAAGCUUGGUUGUUUUCUUUUCUUUUUUUUUUUCAGCACUUGAAAAUAUUAUGUACUUCUUUGUAGUCUUCAUAAUUUAAUUUAUUUAAUUAUUUUUCUUAUACAAAUUUAAUUGUUUUUCUUCUACAAAUAAAUAUUUAUCUCUUCAUGUUCUUUUUUCUCUACUGCAAUAGUUCUCUUUGUCUCUUCAGCUUUCCAUGAUUUUAUUUACCUCUCCAAGUUUUUGUUCAUUUUUCAAUAAUGUGUAAAAUACCUUCAUGUCUCUUUCUUUUGGUUUAUUCUAUUUUAGAUUUGGACAGGGUCAUGAAACUAGAGGCUUAUGUGUUUGGCUAAAUUAAGAAAGUAUACCUAUAAUUUUCUUGCAUGUACUUUACUUGUAUUGUUUUUCUUUCCCGGAUCUCUGCUGCCAAAAAUGAACCAAAUUUGUCACACUUCCACAGGUCCUUGGACAGCUCUUCAUUUAAUGUAGUCUUUUUUUCUUUCUGUUGUUCAGAUUGGAUAUUUUCUAUUGCUGUAUUCUAAUUAGACAUUACUAUUCCUUGUUAUUUUCAUUUUAUUUUUUAGUCUGCUCACUGACUUUUAUAUUUUGCUUGUUAUAUAUGCUAAAGUCCUCAAUUUUAUCUUAUUUAUUUAUUUUUUUGUUAAGACUCUACUGUGACUUGCUGAAAUAUGUCUGUAAAUGUUCAUCCAAGUAUUUUUAUCAGGGUUUUCAUAAAAUAUGUGUUAGAUAAUUUCAACACCUUUGUAUGCAAUCAAGGUCUACAUGUUAUGAGGACUGCUGACAAUGUUUACAUCUCACUACUACUACUCCUUCCUCGUCCUUCUCACAUCUGGACAACCCAAUAAGGCUGAAUGUUCCAUAUUUAGUGAGCUACAGGAUAUAUGGGACUUUUCAUCUUUAUACUGCUUUUCAACCAACAAAAAAAGCCAAUUUUUAUCCUUUGCUCUUUCAAGCCAUUUCCAUGAGACUAACCUAGGGUCCCAUGGAGCUUUAUUAGGUAAUCAACACUACUUUCCAUAUUUUCUUGUUAUGUGCAUGACAUCAUUAGUAUUGAUGUAUUAAGUAGGUUUCCUUCACUAUGCCAGGACACCUGAAAUACUCAACUAAUAAGACAAAAACAUUUUGACACAUAGUUUCAGAAGUUUCUGUCUGUGACCAAUGUAUUUGACUGCUUUGGGCCUAAGCAUACUUAGGUAGAAGACUGUGGCUGAAAAGACCUGUUUCCCUCAUGGCUAUGGGGAAGUUUAAAGAGAGAGGAGGUGGAAGAGCCACUAUUUCAAUAUCCAUUUUGAGGAUGUCCUCACUUCAUUUCACUUCCUGCUUUCAUCUCCACUUCCUCAAAACUCCACAACUUCCAGUACCACAGGCUGGGAACCAAGCCUUCCACAUCUGAGCCUUCAGCAACAUUUCUGAUCCAGUCAAUACGUGUGUCUGAAGUGAAAUUUGAGUGGAAACUCAUUCUAUCCUUCUGCAGAGAAGUCAUGAUAUGCCAUUUGAAUAUGCAGAAAAUUAUCUGGGUGGCAUUACCUUGACCAAUUUCUGGCCAAUAUCAUACUUUUGUUUCUCAAGAAUAAUUAUAGAAUGUGUAGAGAAUACUGUCUCCUGAGAUGAGAAAGGCCUGGCCAGCAGAGCCUACCUAGCAGUGGUGAGCCUAUGACACUCAUGACACAGUGGGCUUUUUGCACUGUAUCACUAAAAUGUUCUAAAAUGCUCUAAAAUAUUCACAGCCACUGGUUGAGCUUUGUUUUUGGUUUCCCUAAAAAAGGAUUGCUUUCAACACUUAAGACCAAUGAGUCCACUAAAUGCUAGUGUGUAAAACCUAGAGUAGGUGACCCUGAGACAGGCUUAGACCUGCUCUUGGCUUAUCUAUAGUUUCUAUCUGACAAUUCUGGCUCUUGUUAUAUUUUCUUAUCAUAAAAAUAUGUUUUUAUAUCUUGAAAGACUCUUUACAUAGAACCCAGGACACUUCCAUCCAUAAAAGAGGAAUGAUGAGGAUUUAAAAUAAUGGAUUCACUAAGCCAUUCUAGAUUGAGAAGAAAAGAAAAGAAAAAAGAAAAGAAAAGAAGAGAAAAGGAAAGGAAAGAAAAGAAAAGAAGAAAAAAGAAAAGAAAAGAAAAGAAAAGAAAAGAAAAGAAAAGAAAAGAAAAGCAUAAGAAACCUAGAGUGGGCUGCCCUGUAGGGUCCCAUGGCUAUGGUUUAAGGAUAUGAUGCACAGUUGACACUUUGAUCCACCCACUCAACCUCACCUAACCAUUAAGGACUGGCUUAUCAGAAUUCCUAUUGUUCCUUGUUGCCUAUUUUUUGCUGCAGUAAAUCUACUUCAUUUAACUUUUCAUAUGUGUGAUAGUGUUGUCUCCCUGAGUCAUAAAAAAUUAGAAAUUGCAACCCAAGAUAGAGUGGGCUGAAGUGGAAAUCAGUGUGCAAUGAAAGUGCUUCAUAACAUGCAUUUUCUUUUUCAACUCAGGUUGAGGUCUCUUCGUUCUUUAUGAAGGGCUAUUUUUGAUUUUAAAGUGGACAUUUUAAAUACUGUGGUAUGAAACACUGCUGUUAAAAAUUGAAGAAAUUUAAAAUGCAAUAAAAAUUAACACUAAAUUCCCAAAAUAAAUGGAAUGUCAUCCACAUAGUUUCAGGGAGAUGGUUCUGACCUACACAUUGUAUACUAUGAAAAUAAAAACCUGUGACCACUUUGUCAAAGAGGCUUAUGGAAGACAGAGAUGUGGAAAGGAUAUUUGAGGAAGAAGGUUUUAAGCAUGCUCAUAUUGGAGGGUAUGUGGUAGGCAAAUUAAAUAAUAUUAUGGCAUCUUAUGUGAUUUGCACAGAAAGUCGAUUUGCCUUUUCUAUUUGAAAAACUGGAUAAAGUAGGAAGGGAAGUUGGUAGUUUUUCUCAAGUUGUUUUCAUUAGGGGCCAGCUCUUCAGGAAUUGUGUUUUUGUCUUUUAUUCUGACUGUUGAAGGAGUUGCACAGAAUUCUGUGGUCAUUUAUGGUUUGCCAUUGUCUUUUUCAUUGUUAAUCACUAAAAUAUUAUUUAAUUUAAAAUACCCCAAACUAAUAUAUUAUGCAAA
This is a messenger RNA of Cavia porcellus (domestic guinea pig), 8646 nucleotides long. It is a transcript of the gene Rad51ap2, whose product is annotated as RAD51 associated protein 2. The record is from RefSeq and is a predicted model, not a curated record. Bases 34 to 2724 code for a protein of 896 amino acids. NCBI's taxonomy places the organism in Eukaryota, Metazoa, Chordata, Mammalia, Rodentia, Caviidae. The transcript is spliced from 5 exons.